Messenger RNA from Prunus armeniaca (apricot), 2985 nucleotides. NCBI's taxonomy places the organism in Eukaryota, Viridiplantae, Streptophyta, Magnoliopsida, Rosales, Rosaceae. The record is from the annotation of a GenBank genome assembly.
AUGGCCAAGCCCGAACUUAGUGCUCGGACUGUUCUAGAACCACUGUCAUUCUUCAACCUCUCUGACCACUCUCGUGCACAAGUUACAUCCCUCGCUAUCUACACGGUCUCUGACUCCCAGUGUCUAAUUUACAUUGGGACUCAGUUUGGAGCCCUAUUUUUAUUCUCUGUAAACCCUGGCAAUCCCAAUGAUGAAACACGGUCUGAUCGUUCCAACAGCCCUUCAGUCCUGCAGAACAUUUCUCUUUUGCGAAAAGUUGUGGUCGGAAAUUCCUCGGUGGAGUCUAUACAAGUAAUUGGUGACUUUGGGAAGCUUUUGGUGCUUUUGGGUGGGUUUUUGUUUACGGUUGAUUCACUUCUGUUGCAGCCUGUGAAGAGAUUGAGUUUCUUGAGAGGAAUUUCUGUUAUCACAAGGAGGUUGCGAAGCAGUGAAUCAGAGUCUUCGAAUUUGUCAGCUCUUAGCAGUUCGUCAGAGUAUACGAGCACAAGUCAGCGAUUUUUGCAAAAGUUGGGAAGUGGGAUCAGAGCAAAUGGCUUGAAAAUGAAGGAAACAGUGCAGCAGCGUGUAGACAAUCAUGUUUUCUCAGUCGUGAUUGGAAAAAGAUUGGUAUUGAUAGAGCUUGUUUUGAUUAAUAGAGUAGGUAAAAGUGACCAAGACAUUGAUGAUGGGUCUUUUGUAAUUCUGAAAGAAAUUCAGUGUAUUGAUGGGGUUAUGGCCAUGGUAUGGCUCAAUGAUUCGAUAAUUGUCAGUACGGUUAAUGGAUAUAGUUUGUUUUCAUGCGUUACGGGACAAAGUGGUGUAAUAUUUUCAUUACCUGAUGGUUCUAGUCUGCCACGACUUAAAUUGUUGUGUAAAGAAUGGAAUUUGCUUUUGUUGGUGGACAAUGUUGGCAUCAUAGCUAAUGCACAUGGGCAGCCAGUUGGUGGUAGCUUGGUGUUCCAUAGUAACCCAGAUUCUAUUGGGGAGAUAUCUUCGUAUGUGGUUGUUGCAAGGGAUGGAAAGCUGGAAUUGUACCAUAAGAAAACUGGUACUUGUAUUCAGAUGGUCACUUUUGGUGGCGAAGGGGUAGGAGGGCCAUGCGUUGUUGCAGAUGAGGAAGAUAGAACUGGAAAUCUUGUCGUUGUUGCAACACCCACCAAGGUUGUUUGCUUUCGGAAAUUACCUUCUGAAGAACAGAUUAAAGAUCUAUUGAGAAAAAAGAACUUCAAGGAAGCCAUCUCCUUGGUGGAGGAGCUUGAGUGUGAGGGUGAAUUAUCAAAGGAUAUGCUCUCGUUUGUUCAUGCUCAAGUGGGCUUUCUCUUGCUUUUCGACUUGCAUUUUGAGGAAGCAGUGAAUCACUUUUUGCAGUCUGAGGCCAUGCAGCCUUCUGAAGUUCCUAGAAACCGCUAUUGGGGUUUGCAUCCUCCCCCUGCGCCUCUGGAAGAUGUUGUAGAUGACGGGUUGUUGGCAAUCCAAAGGGCAAUAUUUCUCAGGAAAGCAGGUGUAGAAACUGUGGUAGAUGAUGCAUUUCUCCUGAAUCCGCCAAGUAGAGAUAAUUUGUUGGAGUCUGCCAUCAAAUCAAUUACUAGGUAUUUGGAGGUUUCUCGUGAGAAAGAAUUGACUCCAUCAGUGAAGGAGGGAGUUGACACUCUAUUAAUGUACCUCUAUAGAGCUUUAAAUAAUGUCUAUGACAUGGAGAAGCUGGCAUCAUCAGCAAAUUCUUGCGUUGUGGAGGAGUUGGAAACUUUGCUAGAUGACUCUGGGCAUUUACGUACACUUGCCUUCCUAUAUGCAAGUAAAGGAAUGAGCUCGAAGGCUCUUGGUAUCUGGCGCAUCUUGGCAAGACAUUAUUCAUCUGGCCUUUGGAAAGACCCCGUCAUGGAGAGUGGCUCACAGGAUGGUGGUACAAAUAUUGUCUCUGGUAAGGAGACUGCUGCAGCUGAGGCAUCAAAGCUUCUUGAGGAGUCUUCUGAUCCAGGGCUUGUUCUACAACAUCUUGGAUGGGUUGCAGACAUCAAUCAGGUUUUUGCAGUUCAGGUUUUAACAUCAGAGAAAAGAGUGAAUCAACUUCCACCAGAUGAAGUUAUUGCAGCUAUUGAUCCAAAGAAGGUAGAAAUUUUCCAAAGGUACCUUCAGUGGUUAAUUGAAGACCAAGAAUCGUAUGACAGUCAGUUCCACACAUUAUAUGCUCUCUCACUGGCCAAGUCAGCAAUUGAAGCUUUUCAAGCAGAAAUUGCUUCUCAAAACCUUGAUCCUGGAAGAAUAGAAGAGACAAACAUUUCUGAUCAUAGGACAAGUUUGAUCUUUCAAAGUCCUGUUCGGGAAAGACUGCAGAUAUUUUUAGAGGCUUCCGACUUGUAUGACCCAGAGGAGGUUCUUGACUUGAUUGAGGGAUCAGAAUUGUGGUCAGAGAAGGCUAUUCUUUAUAAAAAACUAGGGCAAGAGGCAUUGGUGCUCCAAAUUUUGGCCUUGAAGCUGGAAAACAGUGAAGCUGCUGAGCAAUAUUGUGCUGAGAUUGGGAGGCCAGAUGUCUAUAUGCAGUUACUUGAUAUGUAUCUGGAUCCACAAGAUGGUAAAGAGCCUAUGUUUAAAGCAGCUGUACGACUACUUCACAAUCAUGGUGAAUCAUUGGAUCCUUUGCAAGUUUUAGAGAGAUUGUCCCCUGAUAUGCCCCUUCAACUUGCCUCUGAAACUAUAUUAAGAAUGUUGAGAGCUCGGCUUCAUCAUUACCGUCAAGGACGUAUUGUGCAUAAUCUGUCCCGUGCUUUGGAUACUGAUGCAAGUUUAGCAAUAUUGGAGGAAAAGUCGAGGCAUGUGCAGAUCAAUGAUGAAAGCCUUUGUGAUUCUUGUCAUGCACGGCUUGGAACUAAACUUUUUGCUAUGUACCCAGAUGACACCGUAGUCUGUUACAAGUGUUUCCGUCGUCAGGGUGAGUCAACUUCAGUCACUGGCCGCAACUUUAAGCAAGAUGUCCUAGUAAAACCAGGUUGGCUUGUGACCCGAUAA